UCAAAUAUGUGUCAUUAAACGGUGAGGGUUAGCGCGCUGCAAAGUUUGUCUCCACUUUUGGAGCUCGUCGUGGGAAGUUCGUAUUACGCGCAUGGCGCAGCAAAGAAGAACAUUAGGAGUUGUAGAUUGGAAGAAUGUUAAGAAAGUGUGUGUCAAGUCCCCCAUUGGUCACGCUGGCUUUUGGCUUUGAAAAAAAAAAAGUAGCAGAAGUAAUUUACUGCUUGCGGACAUGACGGCGUGAGAUCUGGACCGCGGCUUCACAGGCUGGACUUGAAACUGAGCCCAUGUGAAAUGGUUUGGACUUGGACUACAAGCUGGGAGGACAUCACUUAACAGAUGAGCGUGAGAACAAGCGUAGUCCAUCAUGAAGAUUCUGACUUUACUGUGCGCCACAGUCGGGCUUUGGGGCUCCAGCGUGGCCAACAGAAACUGUCCGGACCUGAUCGUGGACAGCUGUCAGUGUUCUGCCGAGAGGUCCAAAGAGCUAAGCAGGCAGCACGUCCGUGUCAAAGUUGUGUGUGAUGAUGUGGACCUGUUGGAGACACUCCACCCUUCUUUUUUACCCAACAGAACUUUCUCACUAAAUCUGAGUAACAACAAGAUCGCUGUGCUGAGGAACGGCUCCUUCUAUGGCUUGGCAGCUCUGGAAAAACUUGAUCUGAGGAAUAAUCUGAUAAGCACAGUGGAGCCCUGGGCCUUCCGUGGUCUGCUGACUUUAAGGAGACUGGACCUGUCCAACAACAGGAUAGGUUGCCUCUACCCCGAAAUGUUUCUGGAUCUUGGCAACCUUUUAAAAUUAAAUUUAUCUGGGAAUAUCUUCUCCACUUUGACAGUGGGACUCCUCACACACCUUGUGUCUCUCAGAGUAUUACACUUCAGUACAGAAACUUUAUUCUGUGACUGUCAGCUGAAGUGGCUUCUCCUGUGGGCUCGAAGCAACUCAGUGAGGAUUGGCAACGACACGGUAUGCGUAUAUCCCACUCAUCUCCAUGGCCUAGAGUUCCGCAAUCUCCGUGGACAGCAGCUUACAUGUGAUGGAGCUCUGGAGAUGCCCCUCUUUCAUUUGAUUCCUUCCCAGAGGCAGCUGGUUUUCCAGGGAGACCGUCUGCCCCUUCAAUGCACUGUCACUUACUUGGAUCCUUCAGUUGAGCUGCAGUGGCAUCACAAUGGCCACACUGUGCCCACGCAAGAGGACCGAGGUGUUUAUGUGGAGGAAACCUUGCUUCAUGACUGUUGUCUGCUUACCAGUGAGGUCAUCCUUGCCAACAUCGACGUGGGCCUUGCAGGCACCUGGGAAUGUCUGGUGACUAGUUCCCGUGGCAACAGUUCUCGGCAGAUGGAGAUAGUUGUCCUGGAGAUGUCUGCGCAAUACUGCCCUGCUGACCGAGUCACCAACAACAAGGGGGAGUUCAGGUGGCCAAAGACUCUAGCAGGCAUCUUGGCCUUCUUACCUUGUGCUCCUGCCACCUUUGGUUCUGCCCCUCACCCUGUGGGCAGUGCUCCUCAUGCCUCCAGCCAUAAGGAGAAGAAGGCAUGGCGCCGCUGUGACCGGACUGGACGGUGGCAUGAAGAAGACUACACUCAGUGCCCUUAUGCCAGUGAACUCACACGCGUGCUACAUGAGCUCACCCAGAUAACCAUCAACACUACCAAUGCUCAGCCUUUGGGACAGCAGUUAGUGGCCUUCACCAGCAGAGCGGCUCACUUUACUGAUGUCAUGGAUGUCAUCUUUGUCACGCAUCUAGUCGAGAGACUGAGCAGGCUGGUAAAGAAGCGCAAUGAACUGGGAGACUAUAUUUCAGAGAUAGCUAGCAACUUGAUGCUCGUAGAGGAGCAUAUUUUGUGGAUGGCCCAGAAUGAAGCAAGAGCAUGCACACGGAUCGUUCAGUGUGUGGAGCGCAUCGCUGACCUGGCACUGACUGGAGACAAUCAGGCUAUUUCUAAGGUGUCUGCUAACAUAGCUCUGGAGGCCUUUCUGAUCCGACCCUCCAACUUUCUUGGUCUGUCUUGCACGGCACUCCAACAGCCUCCAUUGUCUGCCACAUCGCCCCUACUGGAAAGCCAUACCAACAAGGACAAGGAUACAAGCAGAGAACAUGACACCAUGGGCGAAUCGUUCCUCAACUUUAAAUGUGACACAAUAAAUCGAGGCUCACCAGCCAGUCAUCUCAGCAUGAACUCCGUGGCAGUCGCCUCCAUCCAUUUACCUCUGGCUGCUCCGCACACCUCCUCCUCUGCCUUGCAAUCUGUUGAUAACUCCACUUGCAGGCUGCAGUUCAUCGUGUUCCGCAAUGGCAAACUCUUCCCGUGCACGGGUAAUUCGUCCAAUCUCGCGGACGAUGGGAAGCGCAGGAGCGUGUCAACACCAGUUGCUUUCACCAAAUUAGAUGGCUGCAGCCUGGGUAGCGCCGUGCACUCCGUCACUAUUGCACUCAGACACUUCGCACUGGGGGUAGAACCCACCGCAGCCUAUUGGGACUUUGACCUGCUGGAUGGACAUGGUGGCUGGAGGGCAGAGGGCUGCCACAUAACAGGCUCCGGUGGAAACACGACCACCAUUCACUGCACCCAUCUUAAUAACUUUGCCGUGCUCAUGGAUCUGAAGAAGGUGCUGUCUUUCCCCCCAUACCCAGGGGAGUUUUUGCACCCGGUCGUAUAUGCCUGCACGGCCGUCAUGUUGCUCUGCCUCUUUGCCUCCAUCAUCACAUAUAUCGUGCAUCACAGUGCAAUCCGCAUCAGUCGAAAGGGAUGGCAUAUACUUCUCAACUUCUGCUUCCAUACGGCUCUGACCUUCGCUGUGUUUGCCGGCGGCAUCAAUCGAAUCAAAUAUCCCAUCAUAUGUCAAGCAGUCGGGUUCGUGCUACACUACUCGUCUUUAGCAACCAUGCUCUGGCUUGGGGUGACAGCGAGGAACAUUUAUAAGCAGGUGAUGAAGAAGCGUCCACAGAGCCAAGAUGGUGACUCGCCUCGACCCCCUAAACAGCCACUGUUGAGAUUUUAUUUAGUCAGUGGCGGAGUGCCCCUCAUCAUCUGUGGGGUCACCGCAGCUGUUAAUCUUGACAACUAUGGCAGCGGGGAGCAAGCACUUUACUGUUGGAUGGCCUGGGAGCCAAGUUUGGGAGCUUUCUUUGGCCCAGUGGCCCUCAUCGUCCUGGUGACAUGCAUCUACUUUCUCUGCACCUUCAUUAAGCUGCGGCGCCACCCUGAAAAGAAGUACGAGCUAAAGCAGCUGACAGAAGAGCAGCAAAGGUUGGGCGCCAUUGAUGUGCCGACCCAUUGCCAGCAGGCAGCCGAACCUGGCGCCCUGACGCCCCAGCCUCCCGGAAGCCACUGCCCCGCCGGUUGCCCAGGUGUGCCAGUUAAUCCCGCCCUACUGGCCAAUGAGCACUCCUUCAAGGCCCAAUUACGCACAGCAGCCUUCACACUCUUCCUGUUCCUGGCAACAUGGACUUUUGGCGCACUAGCUGUGUCACAGGGUCAUUUCCUGGACAUGAUCUUCAGUUGCCUGUACGGUGCCUUCUCUGUCACGCUUGGCCUCUUCAUCCUCAUCCAUCACUGUGCCAAACGGGACGAUGUCUGGCAUUGCUGGUGUUCUUGUUGUCCUGGAGGGCGGGCCAAGACCUGCUCUGGUGCCCAUGGGACGGGCCAAGUGCCACCUAAAGUCAACGUAAAUGGAGAUACCCCUUCGCAUGGCCAUAGUCAUGGUCACUGCCACCAUGAUUCCCCAUGUAAAGCACUGAUGAGCUGUAGUCAUGGCAGUGUAAGUCGCUGUAAGCACGCUGCCCUGCCAUCAUCACAAAAUCAUAUAACUUGUUCGACACCUGUGACUCCAUGUUGCGCUGCCCUGCAUAGCCAGCAGCUAAUGGAGGAGGAACCUACUGCUACGCACGUGCUGCUUCAUGCCGAUCCAGAGGGUCACCGGCCGGGCAUCCAGUUGCACCCCUGUUUGAAGAGCAGCAGCAGGACUAAAGGCCGCAGUUUCAGCCGCCGGUCCGGCACCAGCAUUUGUGGCGUGGGGAGUGAGAGGGAAUACGCCUAUCAUAUCCCCUCCACUGUUGAUGGAGGCAGUGUGCACAGCUCACACACUGACAGCCCACACAGCACCCAUGAGCGUCACAUCCACGCUUGUCCACAUCAGGUCCACGAGGGCAUCCAUGAGGGGCAUCAUACCUGCCACACAGCAGCAGCAACUGCACAUGAUGGCCUUGCAUGUCACAAUCCCUGCCACCGGCAUAUGUGCUGCGCCAAGGCGGACAUUUUCCCUUCUCUGUGCCAAGCGGAGGCAGCCAACGCAGGCGUGUUCUUGUGCGGGUGCAGCAAAGCGGCGGAGGAGGAGCCAAUUACGCUUCCCCAUUUGGAAAUGCACGCCCCUCGCAGACAAUCUUACCCCCAGAAUCCACCCAAUCAGAAUGGCAUUUUUAAGGGUGGCUUGCAUGAGGGACUCCUUUACAGCUCAGACAGUACAGGGAAUAUACGCACUGGACCCUGGAAGAAUGAAACUACUGUGUAGUCUGGGAUGUAUCUGGGCGGCACCCCCACUUCAUGCCAUCAAAGAAAACUUGCCUCCCAGAAUAUAAACCUUUUAAACAUCUCAAUCAAUGUGGGAUAAUGUCCUCAUAUUUGUAUGUGUGAGCUUUUACCUGACAGAAAUAUAUAUAAAGUUCUCAUCGAAGAACAUUUAUUCACGAAACAAUCUAUUCCAUCUCGAUAAAUAUAUGAACAAGUCAGAAGAUACAAGUGAACAAAAAUAUUUCACUACAGAUGUCUGUAUGUAUAAAAGAAAUUGAAUGGCUGUAUGUAUGGAUAUGUGUGUUAGUGCUCAAAGGCAACAAGCUGCAAGAUUUUAUUUUUACCCUUUGAGUGAAUCCAUCAACUGAUAAAAUUAACCAAAACCAAAACUUUAAACAACUCAUGGCAUCCAUGUUUUAGACAACUAAAACAGCAAUUUUAGAUUUCAUCAGUUUUGUUUUUUUGGCCAUUCAAUCAAACAGGUGUGAAUAUGGACAAGACAUUUUCUAAAUAUAACACAAAGAUAAUGUUGCUUGGCUUUUAAGAGAUACUCAUCUAAGACAAGAAAAAAAAGUCAAAUUCAAACAUGCUUUUUCAGGUUGAUAUUGUUUAUGCUUUCUGUAUGAUGUGACUUUUUUUCUGGACAGAUGUGAUCAACAACAGUAUCACAACAUUGUGACUACGGUAUAAAGUUCGUUUUACUGAGUCCCUGGAUCCAGAGAAGUCACCCGCCUGUAACCACAUAGAUAGACACUUUAUUCAUCCACAAGGGAAAAGCAGUGAUGCCGUGAGAUACGAGUUUAAUUUGUUCAGUGACCACAUUUAACUCAAAACACUUAUCUCAAAUCAUCUUUCCCCAUCAAAAUGAAUAGAAAUGACAUUAAUCCAUUGAAGCCUUCCAAAAAAAACAACAAAAACUAAUUUUUUUUUUAGAAACGAUAGCUUUCUAUAAUAUUGCACUUUAUAUUAAAAAAAACAGAGUAAUGACAUAGUUAAUCAGAAUGUAACGAAAUUAAAAUUUGUACCACAUUUUUUGCCUCAGUUCACUUGACAUUGUUUUGCUCUUUCUGUCGGGAUGUCUUGGCCACCUGGGGGCAGUGUAGUACAGACAAGAACUCUUCAGUACGUCAUUCGUAUAAGUCGUUCUUCGCAGAGGAUAAGUUGCUACAGUGGAGGAAAUAAUAAUUUGAUCCCACUGACAAAGACAUGAACGGUCUAUAAUUUUAAUGGUAGGUUUAUGUUUUCGAAAAGAAAAUCCAUAAAAAUGUUUUUGCAUUGAAUUGAGUGAAAUAAGAAUUUGAUCCCUCACCAACAAUAAAGAAUUCUGCCUCCCACAGACGAAAGAAGAAGAAAGCACUCCUAAACCCGUUAGCUGUAUGAAAGAUACCUAUCUAAACUUGUUACCUGAAGAAAGACACCUCUCCACAGAAUCGGUGAAUCAGACACCAACCUCUCCAGCAUGGACAAGACCAAAGAACUUUCUAAGGAUAUCAGGGACAGGAUUGUAGACCUGCACAAGGCUGGAAUGGGCUACAAUACCAUUGGCCAGAGGCUAGGUGAGUAGGAGACAAUUGUUGGUGCAGUAAUUUGAAAAUGGAAUAAACAUAAAAUGAGUGGGCGGCACGGUGGCCGACUGGUUAGAGCGUCAGCCUCACAGUUCUGAGGACCCGGGUUCAAUCCACACGGCCACGCCUGUGUGGAGUUUGCAUGUUCUCCCCGUGCCUGCGUGGGUUUUCUCCGGGCACUCCGGUUUCCUCCCAUAUCCCAAAAACAUGCAUUAAUUGGAGACUCUAAAUUGCCCGUAGGCAUGACUGUGAGUGCAAAUGGUUGUUUGUUCCUAUGUGCCCUGCGAUUGGCUGGCAACCAGUUCAGGGUGUACCCCGCCUCCUGCCCGAUGACAGCUGGGAUAGGCUCCAGCACCCCCGCAACCCUAGUGAGGAGAAGCGGCUCAGAAAAUGGAUGGAUGGAUGGAUGGAUAAAAUGAGUGGGCCGGCAUGGUGAUCAACUGGUUAGCACAUCUGCCUCUCGGUUCUGAGGAGCCGGGUUCAAAUCUGGCCUCGACUGUGUGGAGUUUGCAUGUUCUCCCCCGUACCUGUGUGGAUUUUUCUCCCAUUGAAAACUCUAAAUUGUCCAUAGGUGUAAAUGUGAGUGUGGAUUGUGGUUUGUUUAUAUGUGCCCUGCAAUUGGCCAGCGGCCAGUUCAGGGUGUACCCCGCCACUCGCCCAGAGUCAGCUGGGAUAGGCUCCAGCACCUCCGUGACCCUGGUGAGGAUAAGUGGUAUGGAAAAUGGAUGGAUGGAUAAAAUGACUGUCAAUCUCCCUUGGUCUGGGGCUCCUCACAAGAUUUCUCCUCGUGAGGUAUCAAUGAUCAUGAGAAAGAUUAGGCAUCAGCCCAGAACUACAUGGGAGGAGCUUGUUAAUGAUCUCAAGGCAGCUGGGAUCACAGUCACCAAGAAAAACAUUGGCAACACACUAUGCCGAAAUGGAUUAAAAUCCUGCAGCACCUGUAAAAUCCCCCUGCUCAAGAAGGCACAUGUCCAGGCCCGUCCGAAGUUUGCCAACGAACACCUGAAUGAUUCACAUAAUUAUUGGGAGAAGCUGAUGCGGUCAGAUGAGACAAAAACCGAGCUGUUUGGAAUCUAUUUGACUUGCCGUGCUUGGAGAAAUAUGAAUUCAGACUAUGACCCCAAGAACAGCAUACCCACCGUCAAGCAUGGAGGUAGAGGCAUAAUGCUUUGGGGGUGUUUGUCUUGCAAAACGGAGAGGUCAACUACAUCGAGGGAUAUAUGGAUGGAGCCUUGUACCAUAAAUCCUGGGUGGCAACCUCCCUCUCGCAACCAGACAAGUUAAAAUGGGUUGUGGUCCGAAAUUGUGUGCAAACCCGGUGGUCAACUAUGUGAAAUGUAUGACCCCUGUACUGGCCAACAAGGGGCGCAAAGUACCAAGUAAUGUUUUGAUAGGGGGGCAAAUAGUUGUUUCCUUCAAUAAAUUGCCAAAUAAUGUCAAUCAUUUGUUAAAUGUGAUUUUCUAGAUGUUCUUUUUAAUGUUCUGUCUCUCCCUGUUAAAAUACACCUCCGAUUAAUAUUAUACUGUUCAUGUCUUUGUCAGUGGGUAAACUUACAAAAUCAGUGAGGGAUCAAAGAAUUAUUUCCUCCAUUGUAUAUGUAUUAUCCAUCUACAUGUGUUGUGCCAAACUUUAUGUUAAAAUAUCCAUCGGUUAUCAGGUUAGAACACCGUGACACAGAUGCAAUUCGUUCACUGCCACCAUACUACAGUGCUUGUAGUCAAAAGCAAAAAAUCUUGAAAAACCCGUAAGCCAGAUCACUCAUAUCUCAAGGCAUCACUGUACACUGCCCCAAUAGUCUCCACAAUGAAAAUAACAAAAGAAAUUACUACAGUAAUCCCUCACUAUAUAUAUCAGUUCACAUAUUUCUGAUUCAGUGCAUCACAUGUAUUAUUAUUUUUUAAAUACAUAUAUCGGUCAGUGGGAUGCACAUCUCUGAUACAGUUAGCUUUUUUGGCUAUGAUUUUAAAGUGGAAGCAACAACUCACAUAAGGUCACUUGGCCUCUUAUUCUUAGUAGAAAAUGAAUCCUUACUGAGUAAUCUCAACUCAUACAUUUGGUAAAUCACCAAAUUGCUCAAGGUUACAACGAACAUGACCGAAAAGCCGUUUUUUAAAACACAACCCACAGUCAAGAGUUUUAUGAAAUAAAUUCACAACUACCAACCUGAGCCUGAUGAAUACCUAAUACGCUCACUCAUAACAAUAUCAACAAGAACAAAUAAGUAAAGAGCAACAUUUAGCUUGACUUUCUACAACUACAGUGUUGUAGUUAAAAACAUCACUGCAAUAAAUUCUGGUUUCCACAAUGCUUUUCGUUGACUACAUUGCCAGGACCGUGAGUGUGAGGAAUGGCACUAAUGCUUAAUGCAGGAACUCGUCUGUUCACAUCUUGUCCGCUUUGACUGUUGUUCAAGUCACUCAAGCAGAAUCUUUAAUAGACAUUUGCUUCGGUAGAAUGUGUGGAUGGUGACCCCAAGUGGACAAAUAAAAUACCUGAACCUCUCUAAAGUAUCACAUAUUAGCUAUGAAUUGCAUAUAUGAAACAUAAAUUGACAUUAUAACAAUAAAUAAUUGGUCGCUACUUCGCAGAUUGCAUCUAUAUAAAAUUUUACAUAUCAAAAAGUAUCCAAAGAUCAAAUGACAAAAAAAAAAAGAA
Messenger RNA from Phycodurus eques (leafy seadragon), 8730 nucleotides. RefSeq names its product adhesion G protein-coupled receptor A3. The record is from RefSeq and is a predicted model, not a curated record. Gene Ontology annotation, cellular component: postsynaptic density; glutamatergic synapse; plasma membrane. The transcript is spliced from 19 exons. Lineage: Eukaryota; Metazoa; Chordata; Actinopteri; Syngnathiformes; Syngnathidae. Gene Ontology annotation, molecular function: G protein-coupled receptor activity; protein binding. The coding region runs from base 365 to 4510 and encodes 1381 amino acids. Gene Ontology annotation, biological process: cell surface receptor signaling pathway; G protein-coupled receptor signaling pathway.